This is a messenger RNA of Caenorhabditis remanei, 510 nucleotides long. RefSeq lists its product as uncharacterized. NCBI's taxonomy places the organism in Eukaryota, Metazoa, Nematoda, Chromadorea, Rhabditida, Rhabditidae. The transcript has 4 exons. Bases 1 to 510 code for a protein of 169 amino acids. The record is from RefSeq and is a predicted model, not a curated record.
AUGUAUCCGUUGAUGAAAAUUGUAGCUCCUAUGCUCGGAGUGCGUUUUAUGAAUUUGGGAUACUGGCCAUCAACAAGCGAAGAUGAUAGAAAACUGAUCAAGUUUAUGGAUGAUGCAGAUGAUUUGGAAGAAUACGUUCUGAAUGUCGAGGCUGCUCAUUUGUAUUCUGAUUUUCGAAAGUUUGUGAAAGAAGUUUCCAGAGUACUUCGAUCAGGUGGUACUUUUUGCUAUGUAGACGUUCGCUAUCCUCAUGAUGCGUAUCUUGUGAAUGAAAUCGCCGAAUCUUUCGGAUUCAUUUUGCAGCAUUUUGAGGACUGUACGGAAGAAGUUGUAGAAGGAUUGAACUAUUCAGCAAGAAAGUACGAUGAUCUUCUGGAGAGGGCGCCAUUUUUCGUGCAACUAUUCAAGAAGUCGUUAAGAGAGACAUACUGCGCACCUGGAACCGAUGGUUACGAAAGAUUGAAAAGUGGUCAGAAAAUGUACGUCGCAGCAAGUUGGAUGAAAAAUUGA